AUUCCAACUUGAAUUUUUCCAUAAACUAUAUUUCAAAACAGAAUAUUCGUACAUUUUUCUCUGAUUCCCGGGAAUGCAAAACGAGAUUUUCAUAAUUGGAGAUUGUUUCGACUGUAGAAGAAGAUAAGUCGACUUAAUUCAAGUGGGAAUUAAGUAGCAGCAGGCAGCAAUGUCGACGGAGAAGCUGAUAGAAAACGCGCCGGCGUCGGCAAUGUCAUCGACGCAUUCGCUCCGAUACUACACCGAACCAGCGACUAUCUUCGAGGAAUUGCCGAAGGCGACUAUUAUUGGCGUGUCAAGACCAGAUGCUAGUGAUAUAAGCCCUUUGCUUUUGUCAUACACCAUUGAAGUCCAGUACAAGCAGUUCAAGUGGUGCUUAUUGAAGAAGGCCUCACAAGUUAUUUAUUUACACUUUGCAUUGAGGAAACGUGCAAUAAUUGAGGAACUCCACGAGAAACAAGAGCAGGUUAAAGAAUGGCUUCACCACAUUGGUAUAGGAGAACAAACAGCUGUCACACAUGACGAUGAUGAAGAUGAUGGAGCUGUGCCAAUUUACAAUGAAGAUAGUAUUAGAAAUAGGUGUGUUCCAUCCCGGGCUGCUUUAUCAAUCAUUCGUCCAUCAUUGGGCAAGCAGCAAACCAUCACAAGAAAAGCAAAAAUUGCUAUGCAAGAGUAUCUGAAUCAUUUUUUGGGGAAUUUGGACAUUGUAAAUUCUCAAGAGGUGUGCAAGUUUUUGGAGGUCUCCAAGUUAUCAUUCUUACCAGAAUAUGGCCCAAAGCUCAAAGAAAAUUAUGUAAUGGUUAAGCAUUUGUCGACAGUUCCCAUAGAGGAGGAGAAUGUGGGAUGCUGCAUAUGUUAUUGGUCUGGCUGUUGCAAGAGUAAGUGGCAAAAGGUUUGGGCUGUUCUAAAACCCGGUUACUUGGCCUUACUAAACAAUCCUUUUGAUGCAAAACUACUGGACAUAAUUGUUUUCGAUGUGCUUCCAACUUCUAAUGGGAAGGGAGAGAAUGCGGUAUACUUAGCAAAGGAAAUAAGAGAAAGAAAUCCUUUGCAAUAUGCAUUUAAGGUUUGUUGUGGGAACCGUAGCAUAAGGAUUAGAACCACGAGCCACGCCAAAGUCGAUGAUUGGAUAUGUGCAAUUAAUGAUGCUGUUCUUAAACCUCCAGAAGGUUGGUGUAACCCUCACCGCUUUGGUUCUUUUGCUCCAUUGAGGGGGACAACUGAUGAUGCCACUCAAGCUCAGUGGUUUGUAGAUGGGAAAGCAGCAUUUGAGGCAAUUGCUUCUUCAAUAGAGAGUGCAAAAUCUGAGAUCUAUAUAACAGGAUGGUGGCUUUGCCCAGAGCUGUACUUGAGACGUCCAUUUCACAGCCAUAGCUCCUCUAGACUUGAUGCAUUACUUGAGACUAAAGCUAAAGAAGGGGUCCAGAUUUAUGUUCUUCUCUACAAGGAGGUUUCUAUUGCUUUAAAGAUUAACAGUUUAUACAGCAAAAGAAGGCUUCUGAAAAUUCACAAAAAUGUUAAAGUCCUGCGAUAUCCGAACCAUUUCUCCGCAGGGAUCUACUUGUGGUCGCACCAUGAAAAGCUUGUCAUUGUGGACAACAAGAUUUGUUACAUUGGAGGUUUAGAUUUAUGUUUUGGCCGGUAUGACACAAGAGAACACAAGUUGGCUGAUCAGCCUCCUUUUAUUUGGCCUGGGAAGGACUACUAUAACCCAAGAGAGUCCGAGCCAAAUUCUUGGGAAGAUGCCAUGAAAGAUGAACUAGAGCGGGAGAAAUAUCCCCGAAUGCCAUGGCAUGAUGUCCACUGUGCUCUUUGGGGACCACCUUGCCGAGAUGUUGCCAGACACUUCGUUCAACGCUGGAAUCAUGCUAAGAGAAGCAUAGCUCCAAAUGAACAGACUAUACCACUGCUUAUGCCACAGCAUCAUAUGGUUCUUCCACACUACAUGGGCAGAAGCAGAGAAAUUGAGAUCGAAAGUAAGACAGCUGAGCUGCACUCGAAAGAUCUGAAUGGACAAGAUCCAUUUCCGUCUGGGUCACCACCGGAAGAUAUCCCGUUACUUUUACCCCAGGAAGCUGAUUGUGAUGAGGUUUCCUGUGCUGACGAGAAGUUGACUGGUUUGGUCUCUAGUCUAUUACUUAAGUUUGAUUUAUUUUUAGUUAACACUUUGUCAUUAGGUGAAGAUAUAUUUUCAGAUGAUCUUCAUCACCUAGAUCUCCAAAGCCAAAUGAAAACUCAUCAACUAGAUAAUUGGUGGGAGACACAAGAGCGAGUAGCAGAAGUGGUUUCAACUGAUAAAAUAGAAGAUGUUGGUCCUCGAACCCGUUGUCACUGUCAGGUCAUUAGAAGUGUCAGCCAGUGGUCUGCUGGAACAACUCAAACUGAAGACAGCAUUCACAAAGCUUAUUGUUCUCUUAUUGAGGAAGCAGAACAUUUUGUGUUCAUUGAGAAUCAAUUUUUCAUCUCGGGUCUUGCUGGAGAUGAAAUUAUACACAAUCGUGUAGCUGAUGCUAUAUACAGACGUAUAAGGCGAGCACACAAAGAAAAUAAGUGUUUCAGGGUUAUAAUAGUCAUCCCACUAUUACCUGGUUUUCAGGGAGGCCUGGAUGACAUUGGGGCAGCAACUGUGAGAGCCUUAAUGCACUGGCAAUAUCGGACUAUUAGCAAGGGCAACACUUCAAUACUGCACAAUCUUAAUGCUCUAUUGGGUCCAAAAACUUGUGAUUACAUAUCUUUUUAUGGUCUCAGGACGUAUGGCCAGCUUUCUGAUGUUGGCCCUAUGUUCACGAGUCAGGUCUAUGUACACAGUAAAGUGAUGAUAGUGGAUGACCGUAUAGCCAUGGUUGGAUCAUCUAAUGUAAAUGACAGAAGUUUGCUUGGAUCUCGCGACUCUGAGAUUUGUGUAGUCAUUGAAGAUAAAGAUUUCAUUGAUUCAACCAUGGACGGAAAACCUUGGAAGGCUGGAAAGUUUGCUUUUAGCCUUCGGGUUUCUUUGUGGGCAGAGCACCUUGGUUUACGUGCUGAAGAGACUUGUCAAAUCAAAGAUCCCGUGGCUGACUCUACUUACAAAGAUAUAUGGAUGGCAACUGCAGAGUCAAAUGCCACGAUUUACCAAAAUGUAUUCUCUUGCAUCCCAAAUGAUCUUAUUCACUCAAGGUCUGAACUUCGACAAUGUAUGAACCAUUGGAAAGAUAAGCUUGGGCACACAACUAUUGAUCUAGGUGUUGCUCCUGAUAAACUUGAAUCUCACGUUGAUGGGGAAGUAGAUGUAGUAAAUACGAAAGAGAAGUUAAAGUCAGUCAAAGGACAUCUUGUUACUUUUCCCUUGGAGUUCAUGCGCGAGGAAGAUUUGAGACCGGUGUUUAUGGAGACCGAGUUUUAUACUUCUCCUCAAGUGUUCCAUUAAGCUACAAAUUAAGUUGUGAUAUGUAGAUAUGUAGGCUCUGUGUUUGAGAACGUGUACAUAUGUUCUUAUUAUGUAUAUAUAUUGGAAUGCAUUUUAGGACUGAAAUUUCUUGUGUUUCAAGAUACCAAACCGAUUUUCUUCCCCUGGGUAUUUUAGAAACCAACCUUAUUCUUUUAGGAA
This is a messenger RNA of Solanum tuberosum (potato), 3586 nucleotides long. Its product is annotated as phospholipase D zeta 1-like. Gene Ontology annotation, cellular component: plasma membrane. Lineage: Eukaryota; Viridiplantae; Streptophyta; Magnoliopsida; Solanales; Solanaceae. The record is from RefSeq and is a predicted model, not a curated record. Gene Ontology annotation, molecular function: D-type glycerophospholipase activity. Gene Ontology annotation, biological process: phospholipid catabolic process; phosphatidic acid biosynthetic process; intracellular signal transduction.